AAAGUGAAGGAAAAACUCAUAUAAAAGACUGAAUCGAAUACUGUGUGGAUUAAAAUAGGCACAUCAUGACCAUUUUGAGCUCCUUCAAUGACACUAGAGGUACACAGAGCAUUCGCGUUCAAGUUCAAGACGACAGGCUUCCGCACGCAAACCCCGUCCAGGGUCAAGAUUCUGGCUUUCCGAACAGAACAGUGGCGAGGCAGAUCUCAACGAGGGUCUUCAAAAUUUUAUUCCUCUCACACAUAUUGUUUAUCGCAGUCUUAACAAUUUUCCUGACUAUCUAUGGCCUAAUCUCUGCCUCUCGCAACCACCAAUUCCACCCCUCAAAGUGGUACCCUCCGCUUCUGUCUUCAACAGCGAGUGCUGGAAUAGUUGCCUUUACAUGUCAAUGGAUCACAGCUCGCAGGCCCUCGAAGGCCAUCAAGGCAGCAUUUUGGCUGAGUCCUCUCCUUACGCUUGCAACUGGCGUUAUGUUUGUGUACAUUGAAUCUGCACUUGAAUUAUGGGGUUGGUUUUCUCAUCAAUCCUUGCUGGUAUUCUUUAUUGCUGUUUCCUUGUUGCCGGGAUAGGAGGAGCUAAAGCUAUUGAAAGCAAAACCAAAUUGGCCGCCUUGUUCAUCUUGGUGAUCCUGCUUAGCCUGGGAUGGACCAUGCAGUUUCUUAAAAAUGUGCUGCAAGUAUCUGUCUCAAGGAUCAUGUACAUGAAUUUUGCUUGUGGAGUACAUAUUGACACAAGAGCGGCAAUCUAUGACACAAUCAAGUACUUAACUGGUAGUGUUUCCAUUGGUUCCAUCCUCGUGCCUCUAAUUGGACUCUUUCGGGGUUUUGCAAGAUCCAUGAGCCUGGUUGGAGGCGACACGGAUGAGUUCAUGUUCUCCUGCGUUAGUUGCUACGUGGGGAUUGCUUCUACUCUCGUAAGACAUGGCAACCGAUGGGGUUUUGUGUAUGUAGGAGCCUAUAACAAGGGAAUUGUGCAGUCAUCCUCUGAUACGUGGGAGAUGUUCAACAGAGUUGGUUUGGAGCAACUGAUAGACUCAGAUCUCACAGGAUCGUUCUGUUUUUUUUGUGGGGUGGCAGGGGGUGCUAUUAGUAGCCUAGUGAGUGGAAUAUGGACCAUAUUACUUCACAGGAACUAUGCAGCAGAAACAUCCGUUUAUGCCUUCUUGAUUGGCUACUUCAUGUGUCGGUUGGCUAUGGCAUGGCCGCAAGCAUGCGUUUCAGCUUACUACGUAGCUUAUGCAGAGAACCCAAAUCCACAGAACAAUCGAUUUGACUCAACAAUCCCAGUACGGUUGCAGCAGCUUCAAAGAGCUCGAGCAUAGCAAACAUUCUCGUGUUUUUCAUAGUUUGAUUCUAGUCUCAUGAAAUUGUUGACACUAGCACAUUGUUGCGAGGACUAGUAAUGAGUUUGUAUAUAGGGUGAAACAUACAUGGCUCAUACAACAUAAUUCAGGCUAGAGCAGCCUGAAACCACAUGUUUUCAGUGUCCUAUGAUUCUUCCCUUGCUUCUUCCAGAAGGAAGUUUGUCCUAUAAUACCAUUGGUUGAUCAA
Messenger RNA from Neltuma alba, 1550 nucleotides. RefSeq names its product protein PNS1-like. Gene Ontology annotation, biological process: transmembrane transport. Gene Ontology annotation, molecular function: transmembrane transporter activity. Gene Ontology annotation, cellular component: membrane. The coding region runs from base 503 to 1321 and encodes 272 amino acids. Lineage: Eukaryota; Viridiplantae; Streptophyta; Magnoliopsida; Fabales; Fabaceae. The record is from RefSeq and is a predicted model, not a curated record. The transcript is spliced from 5 exons.